Messenger RNA from Empidonax traillii (willow flycatcher), 1273 nucleotides. Its product is annotated as mucosa-associated lymphoid tissue lymphoma translocation protein 1-like. Gene Ontology annotation, biological process: proteolysis. Gene Ontology annotation, molecular function: cysteine-type endopeptidase activity. The transcript is spliced from 10 exons. The annotation marks the transcript as partial. NCBI's taxonomy places the organism in Eukaryota, Metazoa, Chordata, Aves, Passeriformes, Tyrannidae. The record is from RefSeq and is a predicted model, not a curated record.
AUGGAGCGCGGCGCGGCGGGGCCGCUGCCCCUGGGCCGCCUGUCCGAGCCCCUCGACCGGCUGUCCGAGCCCCUGGGCCGCCUGUCCGAGCCCCUGGGCCGCCUGUCCGAGCCGCUGGGCCGCCUGUCCGAGCCGCUGCUCCGCAGGCUCAGCGAGCUGCUGGACCGAGCGGAGCCCGGCAAGGGCUGGAGGGACCUGGCGCAGCGAGCGGGGAGCCGGGGCACGCUCCGGCUCAGCCCUCUGGAUGUGGAACAGUGUUCCCUGCAAGUGCUGGAGCCCGAGGGCAGUCCCAGCUGGAGUCUCCUGAAGCUGCUGGCGGAGCGUGGGUGCACCGUGCCGGAGCUGGUGGAGUCCCUGCAGGCCCUGCAGCACACCGAGGCUCUCCGGUGCCUGGGCCAGGCAGGUGUGAGGAUUGUCGUGCAGCCGGACUCACAAGCGGUGCUCUCCGGCCAGGUGGUCAAGCUGUGCUGUUGGGCAGCAGGACACCCCUUCGUGCGCUACCAGUGGUUCAAGCAGGAAAAGGAGGUUCCCCAGGGUAAUUCCCCGGAGCUGGUUUUGAAUCCAGCCAGUGUGAGGGACUCUGGCUUUUACAUCUGCCGAGUGAACAGCGACUUUUCUUUCGUCUUCAGCCGGUGGGCGCGCCUCGAGGUGUGGGAGCUGCAGGGCACCCCUCCCGGGAGCUGGGCGGGGUUGGCUGGGAACAAACUGGCCAUCUGCGUUCAGCCUCGGCCGCAAAACCUGCCGGCGGGGCAGGCUUUGGUGUUGGAAUGUGGAGCUGUUGGGAAGCCCAUCCCUCGCUACCGGUGGUUCAGGGACGGAUUGCCCUUGGCAAACGGGAGCGGGAGUGUCUACAGGGUGACUGCCGUGGGUGUGGAGCACCAAGGGACCUACUGGUGUCACGUGUUCAAUGAGCGCGAGGAGGAAGACAGCCAGAGGGUGGAAGUGAUUGUAGGAAGGAACGCUGUGGCAGUGGAGUGCACAGAAGAGCCACAAGAACUGUCCAGUCCCAGACCUGUCGCCACAGACAAGGUGGCUCUGCUGAUAGGGAACAUGAGCUACUGGCAUCACCCCCAGCUCCAGGCCCCCAUGGUGGAUGUUUAUGAACUCACCAGUUUGCUGCGGCAGAUGGAUUUCAAAGUGGUGUCUCUGCUGGAUCUCACCGAGGCCGAGAUGAGGAACGCGGUGGAGGAGUUUUUGCUGCUCCUGGACAAAGGGGUUUAUGUGGCUGUCAGUGGCUUCGAGCCAGUGAGAGGCGCUGUCAGUGCCCAAAUAG